This is a messenger RNA of Rhagoletis zephyria (snowberry fruit fly), 484 nucleotides long. RefSeq lists its product as uncharacterized. The record is from RefSeq and is a predicted model, not a curated record. Lineage: Eukaryota; Metazoa; Arthropoda; Insecta; Diptera; Tephritidae.
GUGAUUUAAAUACUUAAACCAUAACGGCAUUCCAAUUCGAAAAACAAUAUAAAAUGCUGAGCAAUAAAUCCAUCUUAUACAUCACACUCUGCUGCACGCUCUGCACUUUGAGCCAUGCAUAUCCUUUACUGGAGCUGGAUCAGCAGUUCGACAAUGAUGCAGCAAUCCACUUAGAAGACGAACACAGUUGGGUGGCGGGAGACCCUGCUUUGCUGCUGGCACGCCAUGCACGUUCACCAUCCUCGUCUGAGGAAUCAUCACAAGAAAAUAAAAGAGGACGAAUUGAGCUGAAAUACGAAGACACGCCAGAGCGAGGACGUGAAGCAAGUUUCAAGUACAACCAUCAUUUGAUGAAAAGCGAUGACGAUAGUUAUAGUAUUGAUGCUUAUGCACAGGGCAGGCGUAAUUACGAUUGGAAUCAAAAUGAUUUCCAAGGCGGUCUGGAGGGGCAUUGGUAUUUUAAAGGAUGAAAGAUUAAACCUUG